CAUGAAGGAGUAUCCGGAUUAUAAAUACCGGCCCCGAAGGAAGACCAAGACCUUGCUGAAGAAGGACAAAUACUCACUGCCUGGCAAUCUGCUGGCCCCAGGAGGGGGCAAUGGGGUGAGCAGUCCCGUCGGGGUGGGGCAAAGGAUUGACACUUAUGCCCACAUGAACGGAUGGACCAACGGAGCCUACUCACUGAUGCAAGAUCAGCUGGGCUACAGCCAGCACCCGGGCAUGAACAGCCCCCAGCUGCAGCAGAUGCACCGCUACGACAUGACGGGCCUGCAGUACAGCCCCAUGAUGUCCACGGCCCAGACCUACAUGAACGCUGCGUCCACCUACACCAUGUCCCCCGCUGCCUACGGCCAGCAGCCCUCCACGGCCAUGAGCCUGGGCUCCAUGGGCUCGGUGGUGAAAUCCGAGCCCAGCUCGCCGCCUCCUGCCAUCACUUCCCACUCGCAGAGAGCCUGCCUGGGAGACCUGCGGGAUAUGAUCAGCAUGUACCUGCCCCCGGGGGGGGAUGCCACAGACCCUUCCGCCCUGCAGGGCAGCAGGUUACACAGCGUCCAUCAGCACUAUCAGGGUGCCGGGACUGGCGUGAAUGGUACCGUACCACUAACUCACAUAUAAACUUGGCUGCUCCCGA
Molecule: messenger RNA, 644 nt
Organism: Merops nubicus (carmine bee-eater)
Lineage: Eukaryota; Metazoa; Chordata; Aves; Coraciiformes; Meropidae
Product: transcription factor SOX-3-like
Exons: 1
Coding region: 2-628 (208 amino acids)
Biological process (GO): cell differentiation; regulation of DNA-templated transcription; anatomical structure morphogenesis
Molecular function (GO): DNA-binding transcription factor activity, RNA polymerase II-specific; RNA polymerase II cis-regulatory region sequence-specific DNA binding
Source: RefSeq, a predicted model, not a curated record